Messenger RNA from Boeremia exigua, 2192 nucleotides. RefSeq names its product ammonium transporter-like protein. The record is from RefSeq and is a predicted model, not a curated record. NCBI's taxonomy places the organism in Eukaryota, Fungi, Ascomycota, Dothideomycetes, Pleosporales, Didymellaceae. Bases 213 to 1742 code for a protein of 509 amino acids. Gene Ontology annotation, biological process: ammonium transmembrane transport. Gene Ontology annotation, cellular component: plasma membrane. The transcript is spliced from 5 exons. Gene Ontology annotation, molecular function: ammonium channel activity.
UCCCAGCACGAUUGGAGAUCAGCCGGCGCAGACCUUCAGCACGCGUCUACCCACUCCGUUCUCUCUCUCGACGCCCGUAAUUUGUACAUAUUGUGUAGGCCCUCGUGCACUACUUUUCAGCUCUCCGCCCCUCAUCUCGUUGGCUCCACAACCGCCUGCUCGGAUCCCCCGCAUACUGAACAGAGUCACGACUACUAUAAAGGAUCGCCAUCAUGGACCCUGUUUCCUCUGGCGCGGACCCCACUACGCCCCUGGAGGUAUUUAACAAUGCGACCAUUGCUACCGGAGGCGAUAGCAGGUUGUACAACCUCAAUGUCUUUUACGAUGCGGGCGAUAUCGCUUGGAUGCUCACGUCUACGGCGUUGGUGCUGCUCAUGAUUCCGGGAGUUGGCUUCUUCUAUUCUGGACUCGCGAGACGAAAGUCCGCCCUCAGUUUGCUAUGGCUGAGUGUCAUGGCUACGGCGGUUAUCAGCUUCCAAUGGUUUCUUUGGGGUUAUUCGUUGGCUUUCUCGCACACAGCGGGAAAGUACAUCGGUAACCUUGAUAAUGUCGGAUUGAAGGACGUGCUUGGUGCUCCGUCUAUUGGAAGUUCGAGAAUUCCCGACCUGAUGUUCUGCAUCUACCAGGGCAUGUUUGCUGCUAUCACUGUUGCCCUUGCUGUUGGUGCCGUAGCAGAACGUGGUCGCAUGCUUCCUUGCAUCAUCUACAUGUUCGUCUGGUCAACUCUUAUCUACGAUCCCAUUGCCUGCUGGACCUGGAACUCUUCUGGUUGGGUCUUCCAAUUGGGCGGCCUUGACUUCGCUGGUGGCACACCUGUCCAUAUUGCCUCUGGUACUGCCGCUCUCGCCUACUCAUACAUGUUGGGUAAGCGUAGCGGUCACGGAACUCAGGAGCUGAACUACCGUCCCCACAACGUCACCCAUAUUGUUAUCGGCACUGUCUUCCUGUGGGUCGGCUGGUUCGGUUUCAAUGCUGGUUCGGCGCUUUCUGCGAACUUGCGCGCCAUAAUGGCGGCUGUGUGCACAAACCUCGCUGCCUGCGUGGGCGGCAUUACAUGGUGCCUAGUCGACUACCGUCUGGAACGCAAGUGGUCGACAGUCGGCUUCUGCUCGGGUGUGAUCGCUGGUUUGGUCGCGAUUACACCUGGCUCUGGAUACGUACCUCCUUGGGCAGCAGUUGUCUUCGGUGCUGUUGGUGGCGUUGCUUGCAACUACGCAACUAAGCUGAAGUACUUCCUUCGCGCCGACGACGCUCUUGACAUCUUCGCCGUCCAUGGUGUUGGUGGUUUUAUCGGCAACAUCCUCACCGCCUUCUUUGCUGCUGAUUACAUAGCUCAUCUCGACGGCUACACUGUCAUCCCCGGUGGCUGGCUGAACCACAACUGGGUGCAACUCGGUUACCAGCUUGCCGAUUCGCUCGCUGGCGGCGCAUACUCAUUCGUCGGUACCUGUCUGAUCCUCGGUGCACUUGACUUCAUUGGCAAAUUCGUGCCUGCGCUCCGCCUGCGCGCUACAGAAGAAGAGGAGGCCCUCGGUAUCGAUGAUGUCGAGAUCGGUGAAUUCGCGUAUGAUUACGUUGAGCUCACCCGUGAACUGAAGGUUCAAGAUGACGUGGACGAGGGCAUGUCGAUGCACUCACUGCACCACAGCGGUGCUGGCAUGGCAAUCACAAGCCACCACGAGAAGAACCAGGGGUCAAUGGACUCUGGGAACCAGCUUGCUGACUGGGCUCAUCGCGCGUAAUGAGUCCAGUCCCUAGCUACUGCUUCAUUCCUCUUAGCGUUGCGUUCGCUCUAUACCAUCGAGUCAUUUAUUCCUAGACUCGCACUUUCUGGCGGAUGUUUGGAGCAUGUUUUGUCUUCGUAAUGUAGUAUAUGGGUGGAUGAAUUGUAUGCCACAAGGCACAGUUGGCGAUCACCCACAGUCCGUUGAUGUGACCCUUGCAAAUGUCUUGGACGAAUCUGAAAGAGCCACUGCCGUCAUUACCCGUGUCCACCUUGAAUGUUCAUUGUCACGUGCCAGGGGCUACCGAGCCAAUCGGCAAGUCAACAUGCAUAAAUCGAAGCUCGAGCGGUGACGACGCUCUGCAGGUCGUGUGAGUGCGCAUGACAAGCCACAGCAGUGGCAAAGCCGGUCUUGCCGCGUGGACAAAUGGACUGGCUUGUCGAGGCGGUGUUGCACAAAGGCGCAAGG